AUGGCCGGAUCUAAUGGUUCUGCUCGUGUUUCUUUUGGUCUGGCUGGAUCGGUAGCACUGCAGGAUGAUCGCCGCUAUAUGUUUGAGCGUGAAGCGGAUAGGAAUCGUGCUCUCCACGGUGGACCGUGGUUCUAUAGGAACACGAUGCUUCUGCUCGGUGGUUAUGAUGGGGUUGGAUCGGUGGAGGCAGUUCCACUGUGGAGUCUGGAGACGUGGGUGGUCGUGAAGGGCUUGCCAGUAGGCCUGCGAAACAAGGUUUCCCUAACCCUGAUCGGAUCAACCAUUGGUCAGGUUAUGCGUUUUGAUCAAAUGGCUCUCCGUCGUCGGGAGGAGGAGCAGAGAAUCCGGGUGAUCUUGGAUACUCGUCGCCGGCUUCGUUCCUGGAUGCUGUUUGAGUUCUCGUCCUCUGUUGAACUCGAGAUUAUCCUGCUUUAUGAGAAAGUGAAGGGUCUAUGUAGGAAUUGUGGUCUCUUUGAACAUGAUGUUUUGGGCUGUGAUGGAUUCCUCGCGAAAGAAAAGGAGGAGUUGCUACAAAAGCAGCCGGCUGCGGCAAUGGCUGGUUUAUCGCUGGAGGCUCCGGGGACGGAUUCGGGCUCUGCUGCUGCUUCUGGUGUGAAUCUGUUACAGCAGGGUGUGAUGGGUGCUGGUUUGGAAGUGAUGAUGGAUCCGGAGUUGGGUGGGCUGCAGGUGCUCGACUUGCAUGGGAAGCAGGGGAUCGUGGAUGUCCAUGCAUCUUUGCAUGAGGACGUGGUCAACCCACCUAUGAGUUCAGAGGUACCUAUAUGUGUUGGGACGGUCAUGGAAGGGUUGACUGAGGUUAAUUAUUUUAAGAACUGGGCAUCCAUGAUACCAUCCACUCUGCCUAGGGUGAUCUCAAUGCAGCAAGGUUUGUUUCCUAAGAAGCCUGAGAAGAGUAUGGCGAUGGGGUGGCAGAAUUCGAGCUUGGCUUCUGUGGGCUCGAAACCACAGGCAACUUUUGAGCUCACUAAGGUUGGGAAAAGGUAUCUGGCUCUUCCCUCCACUGAGCUGCAGGUGGAUGAAAAUACUACUUUGAUGCUGCAGCACAAAAAUGGCAAGAUCAUUGUUUCUCCUAAGAAGAAGAAACCUGGGCGUCCCCGUGGAAGCAAGAAUAAACCUAAAUCUGCUCGAGCUAUUAGGCUGGAUGAGCAAGUGAAGAAACCUCGUAAAUGGAAAAGCCAGAGGGACAAAGCUGGUGAGUUUGAAGUUGAAGAGAAAGCCAUUGGUACGACGAUCUCUGCGUUAGCUGGGGUGGCACAGGAAGGUGUUAUGGAGGGGGAGUCUCCCCUUCUAACUCCAAAUGUUAUUUAAUUUUAUUUACAGGUCGCAAGGAUCAAUUCAUCUGAGGAUUCAUUUUACUAUUUUGCUUCGGAGGUUUCUGAUUCUUGUUUGAAAUAAUGCGGUUGCAGAGAGA
Messenger RNA from Rosa chinensis, 1432 nucleotides. RefSeq lists its product as uncharacterized. The record is from RefSeq and is a predicted model, not a curated record. Bases 1 to 1329 code for a protein of 442 amino acids. The transcript is spliced from 3 exons. Lineage: Eukaryota; Viridiplantae; Streptophyta; Magnoliopsida; Rosales; Rosaceae.